AACCAGCAAGCAAUGGAUAAUCAGUACAUGCUAUGUAUUUAGCAAGAUCGGAGCGACAUGGGAACCUCAGCCCGCGGCAUCCUGAUUUCUAAGGGCUGCAUGUCUUCUCAAUAGAAAAAUUUCUUCGAUUAUGGUUUCAGUGCUGACGAGAACAGGUAUAAAAUUAACGCGGUUGAGUUGAAAAGGCCUCAGACACAAACGCCUCCUAUUGCGCUCUUCUAAGACUUUGUCCGAGUCAUAGCAACUUCACGCACAUUGCGCAAUUAGACUUUUGUCGAUAUAAUCCAUGCCAUGAAGCUCAUUCAAAUCGUUUAUCUCACAAUCCUUGCGGACCUUGCCAUUCCCAGUGCUAUGUUUACCCCAGUGGCACUGGCAGCGAUACCUAAUGUAUUCUGUGAUCCACCAUACGUCCACUUUAAGGACUCUUUGGUAGGGUGCAGCCAAGGGAAAACACCUAUGCAGGUCUAUAAACCCAACGGACGGUUUGGGGCAUGCUGUGUUCAAGCAACUGCCGCGAAUUCAUUGGCUGAACAGAUAUAGUGCUAAAACUAUUUAAGUGACCUUCCAAGUUCCCACGAGCUGGAUCUUCAGUAAAGCUGCAAAUAGAGGGAUGUCUAGCAAAAAUAGGUUACCUGGGCCUGUGACAAACAGCCUCGUGAGCACAAUCAAAGUAUGGCUAUCCUGUUCAAUGCGCGUCUCCAGCAAUCGGUGCUAUCAGUGCAGAAUUCAAAACCCACAAUCCUUGCCACUCCCAGUG
Messenger RNA from Suillus bovinus, 757 nucleotides. RefSeq lists its product as uncharacterized. Bases 292 to 540 code for a protein of 82 amino acids. The record is from RefSeq and is a predicted model, not a curated record. Lineage: Eukaryota; Fungi; Basidiomycota; Agaricomycetes; Boletales; Suillaceae. The transcript has 4 exons.